GUUAAUUAUUAGCAUGUGGGAAGCCUGGGCUGGCGCUUCCCAGCCUCACAGUCUCUGCAAGUGAGGGAGGGAGCUCAGAGCCUGCAAGUCAACAUGGCAAAACCCAGGGAGGGAGAGCAACAGCACCUCUAGCUCCAGCACAGGAUCCCUGGUGCAAUGCACUUGGUGCAGUUGUGAACAUUGGCUUGGAAUGCGGGUGUGGAAGAGUCCGAGAGAGAGAACCCGAAGGGACGUCAGAUUCUGGAAAAACACCAGCGAAAAAGGAAAAAAAAAACACGACGAGUAUGCCUGAAGUGGAUAAUACAACUGUAGAUAUAUUUCUAUCAUAAAGCCGUCCCCUGCAGAAGAAGUAUUGCAAAAAAAUAUAUAUAUUCUUUUUUAAAUUUUCCCAUUGAACCAUUUUUCUUUUUUACGUCUCCAAACUUCUCUGUGGAUCCUGUAAAUCUUCCUCUCAUCAUGAUGUUUCGGGAUCAAGUUGGAAUGCUCUCUGGUUGGUUUAAAGGCUGGAAUGAAUGCGAACAAACUGUUGCGCUGCUGUCCCUGCUAAAGAGGGUGAGCAGGACCCAGGCCAGAUUCCUACAGAUCUGCUUGGAGCAUUCCUUGAUAGACUGUACGGAACUGCACAUACUUGAAGGGGAAGCCAACAAUCCCGCAAUCAUUAACCAGUGGCAACAGGAAUCCAAGGACACAGUGAUCUCUCAGCUUUUAACCCACCUGCCUUUACUGAAGCCCGGGAACAUGGACGCCAAGGUGGAGUACAUGAAGUUGCUGCCGAAACUGUUGGCCCACUCCAUAGAACACAACCAGCACAUUGAGGAGAGCCGCCAGCUGUUGUCGUACGCCUUGAUACACCCGGCCACGUCACUGGACGACAGGAGCGCGUUGGCGAUGUGGCUGAAUCACUUGGAGGACCGUACGUCGGGGAACUUUGGUACCCAGGGGGGGCGCUGCCGGUCAGACUCUUUGGAUUAUGGGCAAAUGCAUUACUACCACCAAAGACAGAACUCUGAUGACAAACUGAACGGCUGGCCGAAUUCUCGUGACUCCGGGAUUUGCGUCAGUUCCUCCAACUGGCAGGACAAGAACGCGAGCUGUGAGAAUGGACAUUUGCCCCUGUACCCCUCUUCUUCUGUCCCUACAACCAUAAAUGCUAUCGGAACAAACACAAGCACAAUUCUCUCAGGCCAGACACAUCACAGCCCCUUGAAAAGAUCGGUGUCCCUCACCCCGCCCAUGAACGUGCCAAACCAGCCGCUAGGACAUGGGUGGAUGUCUCACGAAGACUUGAGAGCUCGAGGAUCCCAGGGGGUCUCUUCCGAUCAUGCCCCCCUGUCCCCACAAAGCAGCGUAGCCUCUUCGGGGAGUGGUGGGAGUGAGCACUUAGAAGACCCCUCUUCUGCACGUAAUACAUUCCAAGAUGAAGGAAGCGGCAUGAAAGAUGUGCCGGCAUGGCUCAAAAGUCUUCGUUUGCACAAGUACGCGGCCCUUUUUUCCCAGAUGACGUAUGAGGAAAUGAUGUCCCUCAAUGAGUGUCAGCUGGAGGCACAGAAUGUCACAAAAGGCGCAAGGCACAAAAUAGUCAUCAGUAUCCAGAAGCUGAAAGAGCGGCACAUUCUCCUGAAAUCAUUGGAAAGGGACAUCCUAGAAGGGGGUAACCUGCGGGGUCCUCUUCAGGAGCUGCACCAGAUGAUUCUUACCCCCAUCAAAGCGUACUCCGCACAAAACUCCACCGCAGAAGACCACAGCCGGGAGCCGGGCUCUCAGUCUUCAUUACUGGGCACCGAGGGUCAAGGAUCGGAGAACAAAGACUCUGCUUCUGGUGGGAUCCAACAGCACCAUAUGGGCAACCUGGAGGGAGAGAGUGGGGGGGUCCCUUUACCUGAAGGGGAUCUUCCAGGACAGUUCACACGAGUGAUGGGUAAAGUCUGUACUCAGCUCCUGGUGUCCAGACCGGAUGAAGAAAACAUCAGUUCCUAUUUGCAGCUGAUUGACAAAUGCCUUAUACAUGAAGCCUUCACGGAGACACAGAAGAAGAGACUGUUGUCAUGGAAACAGCAAGUACAGAAGCUAUACAGGUCUUUUCCAAGGAAAACCCUCCUGGAUGUUGGGUACCGGCAGCAGAGGAAGACCUGCGUCGACGUGUUCAUUGGCAGCCGAGGAUUCGGACAGUCCAACUCCUUGCCUACAGCUGGAUCUGUGGGUGCGGGCAUAGCGAGAAGAAACCCCCGGCAGUUUCAGAUCCCAUCCCGGAACCUCCCCAGCGCGCGGCUCGGUUUGCUGGGUCCAAGCAGCCUCCUGGGUGCGACGCAGAGAACAACGUCCAACAAUCCCGCCAUGUUGAAGCAGGGGAGACAGAAUCUGUGGUUCGCCAACCCUGGUGGAAGUAACAGUAUGCCAAGUCGAUCUCACAGCUCGGUGCAAAGGACGCGCUCGCUGCCCGUGCACACCUCCCCGCAGACCAUGCUGAUGUUUCAGCAGCAAGAUUUUCAGGUACCAGCAACAGAACCCGACAUCAAUAACCGUCUGGAAUCGCUGUGUCUGAGUAUGACUGAGCAUGCUCUGAGCGAUGGCGUGGACAAAACCUCCACUAUCUAAUGCGAAACGGUACUUCGUGGCAGCGCUGGGCGUAGCUCACGGAACUGCUGGUCCAGUAUUGGGAUUUGCAGACUUUCUCUCUCUCUUCCCUGGAUUGCGCCAAACACAAUUUUGCCUUUUUUUAUUUUAUUUUAUUUCAUUAUUGUAUAAACAAUGGAAGACUGAGAGAUUGGAAGCAUAAGCUGAGCUUGCUGAGAAGCAAAAAUUUAGAACUUUUUUUUUUUUUUCUUUUUUGAUCGGUUUCCUGAAUGAAAAGCGUCACGUUCUGAGCGGGAAACACGUGAAAAUGUGAUCGGCAAGAAUUUGUUUUUCUGCCACUGGACAAUACAUGUCGGACCCAUCAUCAGGGGGGCGGACAUGUGACCAAACAAUGGAAGAAAGGGGGAGAUUAUUGCUUCUUUUUUCUUUUUUUUCUCUCUCUAUACAUUUACAGUAUUUACAGCAUUUACAGCAUUUGUUUCCCCCCCCCCCCCAGUGUAAAAAAAGAAAAAAAAUUCUCAUGUUUACAUAAAAAGAACAGUUAUAAGGGUACACCAUUUUUUCAGGUAAUCCUUCUGUAUCAGAAUUUUCUUUUUAUAUGUAUUAAUAGCAGCCGGUUUGCGUUAUGUAAGAGACAAAACUUAUUCUUAUGGGAAUAGAAAGUGUCCUCGAGGAGUUAAGAUUCUGGCCCCUCGGCCCCCAGGGGCCACUGUGUUUUUCAGACAGACCUGUAUGAUGCUAUAGACCAGGGGGCCUCCAGUUGUUGCACAACUACAACUCUCAGCAGGCCCGGACAGCCGCUGGGAGUUGUAGUUUUGCAACAGCUGGAGGCACCCUGGUUGGAAAACCCUGCCAUAGACAUUACAAGAACAUCUGCCUGCUCAUGGACAACAAUAAAAAAUAUAUCUAAAAAUUCCUUUUAAGAAUUACGCAAAAAGAUUCAUAAAUAAAAAAUCUUUACCCAAAAAAUAUAGGGGCAGAAUCUAAUGUCUAUGGGGCGGCUUUAGGCUUUGUUUAGACGGCGGAAUUUAUGCAAUUUCGCACCAUUUCCAUUCCGCAAAGGUAGCUGAAUGGAAUUGCAGCGGGAUUUCAGUGGAAUUAUGUGUUCUUUAAAUUAGCUGUAUUUUGCAAAAUUAAAGACUGGUCUUUAAAUUUUGCAUAAUGCCGUCACUGAAAUUUUGCCGUGCAAUUGGGACAGCAGGAUCCCAUUAAAGUCUAUGGGCAGUAGAUUUUGACAGAAUUUACGGUGGAAUUCUUUUGCGAAGUUCUGCCGUCUGAACACUGCCUUAUGGUGCCAACCAUUCCUUUAAGGGUUAAAAUGUGGGAUGUUCUUAAGGUGUUUGUGGAAAGUCAUGGAAUGUGAAGAGGGUAAACUGGAGCAGAAAUGUUUGGGUUAUGUUGCUUAUUUUUUUUUUUUCCUUUUCUUUUGGGCAUUCUCAUCCUUAUUUUUUUUGUUUUUUUGUUUGUGGCGUGCUAAACAUGAUAAUAUUCAGUUGUUGGUAGUGUGAAAUUAAUGCUGCUAAUGUGAUUUUAGUGCUUUUAUGUAUAUUUGCCAAAGGCAAAAAAAAAGUACCAAGUAAGUACUCUAAAGAAAAAAUAAAAACUUGCACCAUUUGCUGCCGGAAACCCCAAAGCAUCGGCUAAAAUCUUGGGGUGUGCAAAGACCCAUGGCGGUCCCUUCUUCACUGGCCCCAUUUUUUUUUAAAUCAAAAGGUCCCUCUGUUAAACACUACUAGCAAGCUUAAAGGGGUACUCUGGGGAACUAAACCCAUAGCCCAUUCUUUCCCUCUUACCAACCUAUUUAAUUGUCUAAACAUCAUUUAUUUGAGAUAUAGAGAAUUUCCCCCUCUUUCAUGUCAUCCUACCAUCCACUGUGUCUCUGUCAAAGUCUCUCUAUGAAAGCAGCCCCCACCCUCCUGAGAGAUACAGACCACAUGGAUUCUGCCCUGCACUGAUGGGUCAUUGUCCAUUAAAUGAAAACUGUCAGCAAAGUCACCCACACUAACCAGUGGUACUGGCUGGUAGUGCGGGUGACGUUGAUU
Messenger RNA from Hyla sarda, 4616 nucleotides. RefSeq names its product sterile alpha motif domain containing 4A (gene SAMD4A). Gene Ontology annotation, cellular component: P-body. Gene Ontology annotation, biological process: nuclear-transcribed mRNA poly(A) tail shortening; negative regulation of translation; regulation of mRNA stability. Gene Ontology annotation, molecular function: mRNA binding; translation repressor activity; protein binding. The record is from RefSeq and is a predicted model, not a curated record. Lineage: Eukaryota; Metazoa; Chordata; Amphibia; Anura; Hylidae.